CCGCCGCCGCCACCACCGCCGCGCCCUGCCCCGGGCCCGGCUGCCCCUCCGCCUCCAUUGCCCUCGCCUUUGCCCGCUCGCCGUCGGCCGGAGGGAGGGAGGAUGCAGCGAGCCGCGCUCUUCGGCGGCAGCGGCGGCGGCGAUGCGCAGAUGGCCGCCGGGGACCUGGGCGAGCUGCUGGUCCCCUACAUGCCCACGAUCCGGGUGCCCAAGUCAGGGGACCGGGUCUACAAGACGGAGUGCGCCUUCUCCUACGACUCGCCCGAUUCAGAAGGAGGUCUCUAUGUGUGCAUGAACACGUUUCUGGGAUUUGGAAGGGAACACAUUGAAAGGCAUUACCGGAAAACAGGACAGUGUGUAUAUUUGCAUCUGAAACGACAUGUGAUAGAGAAGGUACCAGGGGCAUCUGGUGGAGCUUUACCCAAAAGGAGGAAUGCUAAGCUAUUUUUAGAUCUAGAGACAAACAGUGAUCUCAACAGUGACGACUUUGAAUAUGAAGAUGAAGCAAAACUCGUUAUAUUUCCUGAUCACUACGAAAUCCCAUUACCCAAUAUAGAAGAGUUACCAGCGCUGGUGACGAUAGCUUGUGAUGCGCUCCUCAGCGCAAAGUCACCCUACAGGAAGCAGGACCCCGACUCCUGGGAGGAAGAGCUACAGGCAUCCAAACACGCCAAAACGCUUGUACAGUUAGACAAUGGUGUUAGGAUCCCCCCCAGCGGUUGGAAAUGCUCCAAAUGUGACCUGAGGGAGAAUCUGUGGCUAAACCUGACGGACGGCUCAGUGCUGUGUGGGAAGUGGUUCUUCGACGGCAGCGGGGGCAACGGGCACGCCGUGGAGCACUACAAGGAGACGGGGUAUCCCCUGGCAGUGAAGCUGGGAACCAUCACUCCUGAUGGAGCAGAUGUCUAUUCCUUUGAUGAGGAGGAGCCAGUUUUAGAUCCGCAUAUAGCAAAACAUUUGGCACACUUUGGAAUUGAUAUGCUGCAGAUGCAAGUGGUAGGAAAUCCAUAA
Messenger RNA from Calidris pugnax (ruff), 1011 nucleotides. RefSeq names its product ubiquitin carboxyl-terminal hydrolase 13. NCBI's taxonomy places the organism in Eukaryota, Metazoa, Chordata, Aves, Charadriiformes, Scolopacidae. The transcript has 7 exons. The record is from RefSeq and is a predicted model, not a curated record. Bases 103 to 1011 code for a protein of 302 amino acids. Gene Ontology annotation, molecular function: zinc ion binding.